AUGGCUGCUAUCAGCGAGAAUGUCCAGACUGCCAUCUUGCCGGAUCUGACCAAGACGGCGACUCAAGUCACCACUGUUCAAGUGACCCCUGAGGCAGCAGUACCCAAGCCCCAAACGCGCCCAACUCCCAAGCUAGAGAAUCCUUACACAGAUGAUGUGGCUUUCGCUAGAAUCCUCGAACAAUACUUMCCCGCCGAGGUGAAGAGCCGCGUCGAUGGCGAAAUGAGUGGAGUGGCUCAGUUCGCUAUCUCGAAGGAGGCAAUGGACUGGGUUGCGGAUACCGAACGCUCUCCUCCACAGGUUCAGCACUGGGAUAGCUGGGGUGAGAAGAAGGAUGAGCUCGUUACAAGCCAAGGGUGGAAGAAUGCGUGGCGAUGGGGGAAGACCGAGCGAUUGGCUGCCUUGCCUUCACUCACCAAUGACUAUGAAGGAUACGCCAGAAUAAUUCAGGUGCUAAAGUUGCAUCUGUUUUCCCCGGCUUCCGCGACAUCCAACUUCCACCUGAUCUUGUCUGACGGAGUGGGUACUCUCCUGCUGGCCCAUCUUAAAGACAACAAGCUCGACGAUGCAACCCGAGCCUUGUUCCAGCACGCAUAUGACCGUCUCUCGUCCGCCGACCCAGAUAAAGGCUGGACCUCCGGACUGUGGAUGACUGAGCGUGCUGGUGGCAGUGACUUGACGCCUACCGAGACUACAGCCACCUACUCUCCUCUCGGCCCAGACGAAGAGGCUAAAGACGCGGACGGUUUCCCUCUCGGACCCUGGGUCCUUAAUGGUCUCAAGUGGUUCUCGACUAGCACUGAAGGAUCGAUGGCUGUUGCCGUCGCGCGCACUGAAAAAGGCCUCAGUGCCUUUUAUGUCCCCAUGCGCCGCGCCGCCACUGUCAAUGGUGUGGCCGGUGUCGAGCUCAACGGCGUCCGUAUCCGCCGUCUCAAAAACAAGAUGGGUACCAAGGGUCUCCCUACCGGAGAGCUCGAGCUCAAUGGCAUGCGCGGAUACCUGAUCGGCCGAGAAGGCAAGGGUAUCAAUGAGAUUGGUGUCAUACUCAAUAUCACUCGUAUCCACCUCGCCAUGGUCUCGGUAGGUUACGCAGCCCGUGGUCUUUCAAUUGCCCGUUCCUUCGCACGAGUUCGUAAAGUUGCUCGCGGCACUCGUCUCAGCAGCGUGCCUCUGCACAUGAAGACCCUUGCCAAGGCCCAUGUUGCCUACCGCGCUCAUUUAGCGCUUUGCACGUUUGUUGCGGCCCUGCUGAGCAAGACCGAGCAACAAACAACGCCUCUGAUCGAUCUCGUACCGUCAAACGCACAGGACGCCGGAGCCCUGCUACGACUGCUCGGGUCUGUCGCCAAGGCCACCGCAACCAUGGACUGUGUCGAUGUUCUAAGAACCAGCAUGGAGUCGCUCGGUGGUGUCGGAUACCUUGAAAACGACGAGAUGGGCAUGAACGUCGCACGUGUAUUCCGAGACUGCACUGCCAUCCUCAUUGGUGAAGGCACAACAGAUGUCAUUGCCACUGAUGUCGUCAAGGUCUUGAAGGGACCCAUUGGCGCAUACGUCGCUCAGGCCUACGGCCGCUGGGUCGAGUCUGCAUUGCCCAAGAAGGAGUCCCUUGCUCCCGAAGUGGCGAUAAUAACCCAGCAGUGGACAGAAUUGCAAACUGCCAUAGCAUCGAACUCGAUUGAAUUCAUCACCAGAAAUGGACGAGAGAUUAUGACUCGGGUUGCCACGUUGACUUCUGGCAUCUUGCUUCUUGCUGAUGCUGCACGCGAUGACAAUGCUGUUGCUAUUGCAGUGGCUCGCCGUUGGAUCCAGCCUCCAACCUUGUUGAGCGGAUCGAGCGUAGAAGAAGAGCUUUUGCUUGAUCAGGAAAUUGUAUUCGGCGAUCAGCCAAGAUGGUUGGGUCUUCCAUGA
Talaromyces amestolkiae is the source of this 1911-nucleotide messenger RNA. RefSeq lists its product as uncharacterized. The coding region runs from base 1 to 1911 and encodes 636 amino acids. NCBI's taxonomy places the organism in Eukaryota, Fungi, Ascomycota, Eurotiomycetes, Eurotiales, Trichocomaceae. Gene Ontology annotation, molecular function: oxidoreductase activity, acting on the CH-CH group of donors. The record is from RefSeq and is a predicted model, not a curated record. The transcript has 2 exons.